AUAUCCUCGAGUCGACGACGCAAACGGGACAUGAAAUUCUUCUCGAAUCAAACUUUCCUAGGUUCGUCGGGGAUGGGUGGCUCCCCUCCGGCUACGCCACCCCGCCGUGCGAUCGAGGAGGCUCAUCCACUGAUCUCUCCCGUACCGGAGAACCCUCCGGCGAGGCCGCGCCGUACACGCGCGGAGGAAGAGCAGGUCCGCAUAAGUCGGCGGGCCCUCGAGAACUGCAGGAAAGCCCUAGAAUUGCUGGAGAACGCUGCCGGUGAGCCCUACGACGAGGAUGUGGCGAAGGAUGCGCCACUAGCGACGGCGAGAGGGGAGGAGGGAUCACCGCUGCGGUCGGAUACCGAUGCCGAUGCGCUAUGUACACUUUUGAAGUCAAGAGUUGAAUUGUCAUACUUCCUUGAAAAACUUUGGAGUAUGCAGACAUCUGUUCGUCAAAAUAUUCAUGAUGAUAAUGCAUCUUGGGACAUGGUUACUGCUAGAGACUUGUGGGAAGACAGACUUGUCGAUGGGGAGAAUGACUCAGAACAAGAUGGUUUUAUUCUCAUUAGGCAAGAGGAUAUUGUGGAUGGAAUAGCAUGCUUCAUGGCUGAUUACCUAUUAUCAUUACAGCAAAUGAAAGAAUUUACUCCAAAUCAGCUUCAAGAUGCCCUAUGCAAAACAUUUUCUGUGAAGAAGAGGAGCCAGCUUCGAAAGGCAUGGGAUGGAAGCAAAGUUAUUUACAAUGUUGCUUCUUGGAGUGCUACUGCUAUCGAACACUUGUAUUCAUAGGAAACUCAUUCAGGA
Messenger RNA from Musa acuminata subsp. malaccensis (wild Malaysian banana), 789 nucleotides. RefSeq lists its product as uncharacterized. The record is from RefSeq and is a predicted model, not a curated record. Lineage: Eukaryota; Viridiplantae; Streptophyta; Magnoliopsida; Zingiberales; Musaceae.